This is a messenger RNA of Tupaia belangeri chinensis (Chinese tree shrew), 449 nucleotides long. It is a transcript of the gene SEM1, whose product is annotated as SEM1 26S proteasome subunit. Gene Ontology annotation, biological process: mRNA export from nucleus; proteasome assembly; double-strand break repair via homologous recombination. The coding region runs from base 1 to 297 and encodes 98 amino acids. The transcript has 4 exons. Gene Ontology annotation, cellular component: proteasome complex; proteasome regulatory particle, lid subcomplex. The record is from RefSeq and is a predicted model, not a curated record. NCBI's taxonomy places the organism in Eukaryota, Metazoa, Chordata, Mammalia, Scandentia, Tupaiidae.
AUGGUAGAACCGGCCUCCGAGGCGGCAGUGACUGUGGCGGCUUCGUUGAAUCCUGAGACUGCCAACUUUCCUACUCAUCUGGGAGGUGCAGGGCGCGAAGCGUCGUCGCCAUGUCAGAGAAGAAGCAGCCGCGACGAGUUCGAGGAGUUUCCUGCCGAAGAUUGGGCUGGCUUAGAUGAAGAUGAAGACGCACAUGUCUGGGAGGAUAAUUGGGAUGAUGACAAUGUAGAGGAUGACUUCUCCAAUCAGUUACGAGCUGAACUAGAGAAACAUGGUUAUAAGAUGGAAACUUCAUAGCAUCCUGAAGAAGUAUUGAAGUAACCUGUACUUGAACUUUUUACUAAAUUCUAGAUCGGAAAACCCAGGAUGGAACACUUAAGAAAAUAUGUUUAUUUCAUUCUCUGCUUGGAUUUAUUUUUGUCUUUGUAACAAAUAAAUAAAUAAGUAAA